UGAUCAUCUAAACACAGCAGGAAGGAACCAAAUAUAAUACAAGACACUCGGUGGGGAUUAAACCUGGGGGCUCGCACCUGCUAGGCGAGCCCUCUGCCCCCGAGCACACCCCAGUCCCCGCAGACCAAAGAUCAUCCUCAUGUCUGGACAUGGGAGGACCCAGCCCAAGCUGGUCCAGAACCGUGUUCACCUGUACAGCUUCCUUCUGCUGAAGAUCAGCCUCUUCCGGCACUGGGUGUCGGGACUGGCCCAGGAGGCCCAGGGCUCCUGCAGCCCGCAGGCCCACCCACCCACGGGAAUUGCCAGCUGCCCCCUGGUCCGGGCUCUGCGGGCAGGACUGGCACUGCUGUGGGUCCCGAUGUGGCUGCUGCUGUGGGGACCCAGGCUGGUGUGUGAGGCAGUGCUGGACAGUGCCCGGACCCUGGGCCUGACCCUGCAGCGCCUUGGUGCCGGCACGUGGCUGGGGCUAUCCGUGGACACCUGGGGGCAGCUGUUCCUGUCGUGCCUGCACAGCCUCAUGCUGGCGGCCCUGCUGCUGCUGCUGCUCACCUGGAGGCUGUUCCAGAAGGCUCACCGCUUCAGCCUGGGCUGGCUGCCCAGCCAGGCUCUCGUGGAGAACUGUGCGGUGCUGGAGCUGAGGCGCCUGUACAGGUGGGUGGAGAGCACCGUGGCCCUCACCUCCUGGCACCUGGCCUAUCUUGUCACCUGGACCACCUGCCUCGCCUCCUACCUGCUGCAGGCUGCCUUUGAGCACACGGCCCAGCUGGCGGAAGCUCAGGGGGCUGAACCCCAGGAGGCCCCAGGACCCUUGCCUGAGUCCAAGCUCCAUGAGCCUUCCACCCGCAAGGCGGGCCCAGUCCUGCCAGAGCCUGGAGCCCCUGGAGAAUAAACGUGACCCCAUCUGCGUC
Molecule: messenger RNA, 908 nt
Organism: Ictidomys tridecemlineatus (thirteen-lined ground squirrel)
Lineage: Eukaryota; Metazoa; Chordata; Mammalia; Rodentia; Sciuridae
Source: RefSeq, a predicted model, not a curated record